UGUUCUGUUGAUAUCUUAAACCGAAGCUCUCCCCCCCCCCUUUCUAGUGGCUGUGGUUGUUUCAGUUUGGGUUGGAGCUGGGCUGAAGUUAUCCUGACAUUUCUGGGAGGAGAUCCAAAAAAGAGGUGGGGAGGAGGGAAAAGAGAGGUUGGGGAGGGAAGACUAGGAAGGGAGACCAAGGUGAGGAGAAACUCUUUCCUCAGUAUUACAUUUGUGCGUGUGUGUUUGAAUUUUGCCUGGAAAAUCUAUCAGCCUUGAUGCUUUGGGGCUCUCUGGAGAGAGACAAAGGAGCUGCACUCCAGGAAGGAGGAGGACGGAACUGAUGGGGUGGCUCAUGAAACUUUAAAAGUGAACAAGAACACAAGCAAUAGCAGCAGCAGUUCUAACUUCAGAGAAAUGUGUCUCUCUGGGGCUGCCUCCUGAAGAGAGAGAGAGAGGGAGAAGACAGAGUUGCAGCUAGAUGGAGAAAAGCAAGGACCCUUUAGAAAAAUCCCUUUCACUGCACCCGGCUUAGUGAAGAAGGUGAAAAGAGAAAGAAAGGGAGAGGAGGGGGAAAGGAGCCAUAGUGAACCAGACAUUCCCUGGAGUCUGUUUUAUACAGCAGAAAAAUUGCUGCCCUGCCUACAGCAGAUCUACAUGGCAAAACUCUCGGUCUAAAGGAAGGCUGAGAGAAUCACUUCUGGAAGAGGGAGUUUGCUGUAAGGUUGAUCCCACAAUGAACUGGGCACCAGUUGUGAGUUUAACUGUGUUGUGGGCUGCAUGGCUAGUGUGUGGUUUGGAAAAGCCAUUGAGGCAAGCUGAGAGAGGGAGGCACGGAGUUAGGAAAGUGCCUCUGGCCUACAGGGGCAGUAGCAGAUCAGCUUCACUGAUGAGGAGGUUUGAAGUGCCUCACAGACUUUUAAGCUCUUCUGGGAGGUUUCAACAACGCCCCCUUGUUAAAAGGGAUUCCUUGGAUCCAAAAGUCCCACAAGCAGCCUCCCUGAAAGAUGGCUCUCGUGUCCAAGUGAAGAAUGGUGGGACUAAAGUACAGUUGAUACAAAGAGCUAAGCUGGAAAUGGUUAAAGAUGAGGGACCAUCCACUGCAUAUCGAUCACGUAUAGUACGUUUCCCAACUGGAUCUAGUUCUCCCAAUAUUCUGGCUAGUUUUGCUGGAAAAAACAGAGUCUGGAUAAUCUCUGCUCCUCAUGCCUCUGAUGGUUACUACCGGCUCAUGAUGAGCCUCCUGAAGAAUGAUGUCUACUGUGAACUAGCCGAGAGGCAUGUCCAGCAGAUUGUCUUGUUCCAUGAGGAAGGUGAAGAGGCAGGGAAAGUCAGGAAGAUAACCACUGAAGGGAAAAUCCUGGAGCAGCCUCUAGAUCCCAGCCUCAUCUCCAAACUCAUGAACUUUCUGAAGCUAGAGAAAGGGAAAUUUGGCAUGGUGCUGCUGAAGAAGACAUUGCAAGUAGAGGAAAGAUACCCUUACCCAGUAAGGCUAGAGGCUAUAUAUGAAGUCAUUGACCAGAGCCCCAUCAGGAAAAUUGAGAAGAUACGGCAAAAGGGCUUCAUCCAGAAAUGCAAAGCAGCUGGAGUAGAGGGCCAGGUUGUUGAGGAAGGUAAUAAUGGUGGUGGAGUCACUAGGGCAACGCCAAGUGGUGAACGUACCCACUUGUUUCCCAGGAAAGAAGAAACAAGGAAAAGCAGCAUGCAGCCAACACGAGUUAAAACUGUGAAGAAAGUUUCAGUGACCACAAUGCCUCCCCCUUCCCCUCCAACUAGAGCUACCACUCUCCCUCCCACAACCACAACUCUCAGGCCAAUCACAAAAAUGAUGACAAUAGCAAGCAGGCCUAUAACCACCCCCACAACUAUCCCUAUUACACAGAGAACCUGGACCACAAAAUCACACACAUUACUUCCCACAGAGCCUGAGGCAACUACUGCUCUGGUAACAGAGAAUUUCUCCCCUGUAUGGAAAGAGAACCGCAGAGAAAGGCUUCCAGGCCACACACAGAGACAACCAACAACUACUAGGGGACCCAGCAAAGCCACUGAUUAUGACACCACCAACCUUGAGAUCCCAACAACCACCUCAGAGCAUUCCACAAGGACAAGUGCCAGUAGAUAUAGAGACAACCACACAGACCGGAAGGACUAUAACAGUCGGGAGCCCAGUGUCACAGCAGGUCUGCACAAGCCUGCUAAAAGCAAGCCACCUAAAAAGAAAGCCCAACACAAAAUACUGAGCAAUGAAUAUGAGGAUAAAUAUGACUCAGGGCAGCCUGCUGUUCCUCGCUUAGAGGAAAAUGUUCCAGUGGGAAAUAUCCCACCAAAGAAAGGGAAAGAUCCAAGGAAACACGAUCGCAUAGAUAAAUCUGAGAAGAAGAAGAAAGAAAGAUUGGACAAGAAAAAUGAGAAACAGGCCAAGAAGGACAAAGCUGAGAAGAAAAACAAGCAAGAGAAAGAGCGCAACAAGAAAAACAAGAAAGGCAGCAAAACUGACAGCGAAGGAGUCCUGAAGUCCAAAGCCAAGUCUUUCACACAAAGCCCCAAGAAAUCUGUGACAACCCUUUGGGAUUUCUUUGAAGGCAAAAGACGACUCCUGCUCAUCACAACUCCCAAGGCUGACAGCACCAUGUAUGUGCAACAGCGAGAUGAAUAUCUGGAGAGCUUUUGCAAAAUGGCAACUAGAAAGAUCUCUGUUAUCACCAUCUUUGGCACCUUGAAUAACAGUCGCAUGAAGAUCGACCACUUCCAGCUAGACAAUGAGAAGCCCAUGAAAGUGAUUGAGGACGAAGACCUGGUGGACCAACGCCUCAUCAAUGAGCUGAGGAGAGAAUAUGGAAUGACAUACAAUGAUUUCUUCAUGGUGCUGACAGACACUGAUAUGAGGGCCAAGCAAUACUAUGAAGUGCCCAUAGCAAUGAAGUCUGUGUUUGAUUUGAUUGACACCUUCCACUCACGUCUCAAAGAUAUGGAAAAGCAAAAACGUGAAGGCAUUGUCUGCAAAGAUGACAAGAAGCAGUCCUUGGAAAACUUUUUGUCCAGAUUCCGAUGGAGACGGAGGCUGCUAGUGAUAUCUGCUCCUAAUGAUGAAGACUGGGCAUAUUCCCAGCAGCUUGCAGCCCUCACAGGGCAAGCCUGCAAUUUUGGCCUGCGUCAUAUAACCAUCCUCAAGCUGUUAGGCCUGGGAGAAGAGAUUGGUGGAGUGCUGGAAUUGUAUCCAAUCAAUGGGAGUUCCAGUGUGGAUAGAGAAGAUCUCCCUGCUCAUUUGGUGAAAGACAUCCGCAAUUAUUUCCAGAUCAGCCCUGAAUAUUUCUCUAUGCUUCUGGUUGGAAAAGAUGGGAAUGUUAAAUCCUGGUAUCCUUCCCCCAUGUGGUCCAUGGUGAUUGUGUAUGAUUUGAUUGACUCUAUGCAGCUUCGACGACAGGAGAUGGCCAUUCAGCAGUCACUUGGCAUGCGAUGCCCAGAAGAUGAAUAUGCAGGUUAUGGAUACCACGGUUAUCAUCAAGGGUAUCAGGAAGGUUACCAAGAUGAUUACCGCCACCAUGAAAGUUACCACCAUGGAUACCCCUAUUGACACUAGGAAUUUAACCUUUGUCUGCACCCUGCUUGCAUCUUAAUAGCCAUUCAAACCACAAGUGGCCAGAUGUGGAAAUCAUUUUAUGGUUGCCUGACCAGGUUGCUUUCUUCCUGUAUUCAGUCAAGGGACUACAUAAGUAUUGGACUUUGGCCUUCCCUAUAACACGCAUGCCCAUGAAAUGAAAUAGGUCAAACCAGUAUCACUGAUGCGUUAUGGAAUAAAGACUCCUUUAUAUUUUGGAGCCCUUCUAAUUUGACAGUAUUAGCUAGUGCUAUGUAUGUAUAGAAACACCCCACACCAAUGAUGGACAUUGUAUUGUAGGCAGGAUAUAAACUGUAAAAUAGUCAUUAACACUCACAUAGCUCCCCCACCACCACCCCUGCAUCUCAAGAGGAAAAAUAUUUAUUAGAAAAUAUUGUGAAUUUUUGCUGAAGAGAAAUCAUAUUACAUACUGCUGAAAAGAGAUCCUUUUAGAAAAAUUAAUGUUAAAGGAUUUUUUUUAAAAAAAAUGCUUUGACUAGAACUAUUUCUUCCAUAACAUGACAGCUCCAUAAUUUAAUGGUUUCAUCUACUAUGGAAAACUGAGAUUGCUAAAGGUUUGAAAUAAUACAGUGGAAGUUUCUUUGUGCAAGGAAUAUUGCUGCUUUUGCUGUAGCUCUCCUCUUGCAAGUGUUUUUCUCCCUCUGAAGGUGGGAGACAUUCAGCUCAGGGAAGGUCCUGCUUGUGAGAGUAUGUAGGUGAGCGUAACAACACUAUCAAAGAAGGACACCCCCUAGUCAUCUUCCUGCCUUGAUAUGGAAAGGUAGGGUUUUCUCAGAGAGCUCUUUAUGGAAACUGAGAAGUGCAUCCUGGAAACCAGAACAAAGAAAGGGAAAUGAGCAGCAGAUUACAAAAUAACAAAAGGGAUCUAAGACUUAUUCAACUCUAUUACAAGGCCUGCUUUGGAACAGCAUUCCUAUAGAUUGGCAUCUUGAAGGAGUUUAUCCUGACAGCUAAUGUGUCAGUUCAUCACAUAUUUUAAUUUGGAGCCCUCGCUAGAGAAAGACCCCUGGACCUUCUAGAACAGUAGGUUUGGGAAGGGACCAUAGGUCAGCAGCAGAGCACAUGCUUUGCAUGCAUAAAGUCCCACAUUCAGUCUGUAGCAUCACCAUUUAAAAGGCACCAAUUCAUCAGGUGAUGUGAAAGGCCUCUGCUGGAGAUCCUGGGGAGCUGCUGUCAAUCAGGGUACAGGGUUAGUUAGACAAAUAGUCAGACCUCUUCUAAGGCCUAGGGAGAGGGCUUCCUAUAACUUGUGGAUACAAGCUUACCAGUCAUUCUGUCAGCUUUACCAUGUAAAGCAACUCAAUCCCUCCUUGUGUACAGGAAGUGUCACGCUCCAGGGGGUGCACUUAGGCAAGAGACUCAGUCCCAGGAGGUAUAAGUCUCUUACCAAAACAGUCACCAAAGACAGCAGGGUUGAAGUUGCAGGAUACUCCAAGGAAGGCAAGGUCAAGAAUGGAGACUCAGUCUAGGUCCAAAACAUGAUUCAGAGGCAAAGUGAGGCAAAAGUCCAAUAUCAAUGUCAUAGGGAGUUGAGGAAUGUACAAUGCAGCAAGGAGAAAGAACCAGAAUCAUGAGCAAGGAUACAAGCAGCCAGAGACCUGUGUUAUUUCCAGCAAGAGGAAAGCUCAAGAGGGAAACAUUCUGGCCUCCCAGACCACACCCUAAGCACAACUGCUGGUAACAAAGGAGUUUCAGGGAUUGCUUACUCACAAGCCACACAACUGCUCUGGGUCCAUAGUUGCACGGUAUGCUCUUCAGCCUGGACCUGGACUCUGUGGCACUGGUGUUUGCAAAGACCAAGGGGUGACUACAUUUCUUCCUCUGACAGCCCCAAGGGCUCUUCAGCAGAUCUCCCACCAGGGCCCCCCUCAAGGGAAUCCUCAACACUAAUUCCAGGAGAUCCUGCCUGCUCCUUAAGCUCUUCAAGGGUGUUAGGUUUGAACAUAAUAUGAAACCCUAGUUUAAAAGUUUUUUAAAAAACUUAAAACAAGCCAUGGUUCUUAAGCCAACAACAAACCACUGGCUUCACAUCAUGGUUUGUUUCUAGAAAACUAACCAGAGUUAAUCUACUGUGCAGGAUUCAGUCGUUCAGACAAUCCACACUUUGGCCAAACAAACCAUAGCUUAGUGCUAUGUGCAAACUAGGCCAAUAUCUAUUAUAAAUUGCCAUAGGAGAGUGCAAAACACAUUAUUUGCAGCAGAAAAGUAAGGGUCUUCAUUUUUCACUCAUUUUCAUGUACAAUCCACCAGUGUGGAGACAAUAUCUGCUUUGGAAGUCUAACUAUUCCUGUUUAAUGUUAAUCUGCAGGCUAUGUUAGGCGGAUUUAUAUGUGCAAACUUUUUAUGGGAGGAAAUUUUCUGGGAAUGUUUAAGUAAAAGUCUCUCUGCUUUUUGCUUCCUUAACAGAAAUAUAAUCUGAAACGAAUCGUCUCACAAAUCCUUCCUGGAAACAUCAAGCUAGCAAGGACAGCUGUAAUUUUGGUCAAAGUGAGGAGACCAAAGCAAUAACAUAUAUAUUGCAUCCAGUGGAAGGCAUUAAAAGUAUAUUGUACUACAGUACUCCUAGUUCUAACGCUUUGGGUGUUGUUUCUUGUUGGUACUAGGUGUUUCCUUUGCAAAACAAGCUGUCCCCUAUUAAUGAAAAUAAGCAUC
Rhineura floridana is the source of this 6253-nucleotide messenger RNA. RefSeq names its product coiled-coil domain containing 80 (gene CCDC80). The transcript has 8 exons. NCBI's taxonomy places the organism in Eukaryota, Metazoa, Chordata, Lepidosauria, Squamata, Rhineuridae. The record is from RefSeq and is a predicted model, not a curated record. The coding region runs from base 716 to 3556 and encodes 946 amino acids.